Molecule: messenger RNA, 537 nt
Organism: Verticillium alfalfae VaMs.102
Lineage: Eukaryota; Fungi; Ascomycota; Sordariomycetes; Glomerellales; Plectosphaerellaceae
Product: mitochondrial import receptor subunit tom-20
Exons: 4
Coding region: 1-537 (178 amino acids)
Biological process (GO): protein targeting; tRNA import into mitochondrion; protein import into mitochondrial matrix
Cellular component (GO): mitochondrial outer membrane; mitochondrial outer membrane translocase complex
Molecular function (GO): transmembrane protein transporter activity
Source: RefSeq, a predicted model, not a curated record
AUGGUCCAAUCAUCCACGAUAGUGACGGCAUCCGUCGCCGCUGCCGCGACCGGCGUUGUUGCCUACCUCUUCUACUUCGACUACCAGCGCCGCGUCAACGCCAACUUCCGUCGUGACCUUCGCCGCAACGAGCGCAAGCAGCACCGCGCCGAGAAGGAGGAGGCCCAGCUCGAGACCGUCCGCCAGCGUCAGGCUAUCGCUCAGGCCGUUGUCCAGGCGAAGGAAGAGGGCUUCCCUGAGGAUGUCGAGGGCCGCGAGGCCUACUUCCUGCAACAGGUCUCCGAGGGCGAGACGCUGGCCGCCGAUCCCAACCACGUCGUCGAGGCCGCUCUUGCUUUCUACAAGGGCCUCAAAGUCUACCCUACCCCCAACGACCUGAUCAGCAUCUACGACAAGACCGUCCCCAAGCCCGUUCUCGACAUCCUCGCUGAGAUGAUCGCCUCCGACUCUGAUCUGAAGAUCAGCUCCGGUGGCCAGGGCUCCUACACCGGCAGCGGCCCUAACCUGUCCGACAUGCCCACCGUCGGACUCGACUAA